AUGCCCGUCACGAUCCGCACCGCAGACCACAGCACCCGACAAUGGCACAGAGAGCGCGUAACGAGCGACGACAUGCUCUUUGAGCAGUCCUGCUACGAAGAACACAACAGCAGUCAGCGCAUCAUCCGCAGUAGCUUCUCCCACCCUUUAGAGAGCAACCACGUCACCGGUGCAAGCAACGGCUUCGUCGAUGCCCUCUUCUACGCUUACUGCCACCACCACGACUUCACCGUCCGUCCCGAGGACAUCUGGUUCGCGAUCCUCAGCCAAGUCUCCUUCUACAUCAACGCGAACGCCGAGAAGCUCCGCGCACACUUCGUCACCCACGAGGGCCGCAAAGAACUCAGGGUGUACGCUAAUGGGACCCUGGAGACGGUCGACUUCGGCGCGAUUGCGCUCGCCCUGUCGACUGCGAUCCAGGAUAACGUGGUGGACCCGGACCUGCGCGCCUGGGUCAUGCCCGAGUUCAGCACCACCACCGAGAACGACCGGGUCGUGGCAGCGAUCCUGCUGAUGGGGAGCAUGCAGGAGUACUUCAGCUUCUCGGCCUUCCUGCUCUGCGGCAUCCCCAGCGUGACCAUGCUCGGCGAGCGGCGGGACUGGGAGAUGCUGGUGGAGAAGCUGGACCGGCUGCCCGCGUUGGGGGAUGAGCCGGCGCGGUUCGCGGCGCUGCUCCGUCCGGUGCUGACCCGGUUCGUGGCCUGCUUUGACGAUCCCACGGGCCCCGCGGCGCGGGAGUUCUGGGGUCGGUGCGUGCACCGGUUCAUUCCGGGGAGUGGUGAGGACUUUCUGUCGGGUUGGAUCACGGCGUUUUGCUUCUGGAAUGCGCAGGGCCAGUUGAUCCCUGACAUGGGCUUGCAUGAGGGGACGAUCAAGUGUGAGCUGGACGGCGUACGGUAUCCUUACAUCAACACGUCGGAUACGCCCCCGGGUUACUCCUCGGUGCCUUUGCAUGUCAAUGAUAAUGGGGUGGAGUAUGAGACGAUGAUGGUGGCGGGGAUGAUCGGGAUUGAUGCCAAAUCGAGUGGUCGGCCGCUGGAGGAGCCCUUUGGUGACGAGACUACGGGCUUGGACUCUCUACAACCCGUUGCGGGCUGGGUGAUGUACCACAAGAAAGAUGAGUCUGAGGUAGGGAAGGAUUCUCAAGACAAAUCUUGCGAUGUUCAGCCUAGCUAG
Molecule: messenger RNA, 1176 nt
Organism: Aspergillus aculeatus ATCC 16872
Lineage: Eukaryota; Fungi; Ascomycota; Eurotiomycetes; Eurotiales; Aspergillaceae
Product: DUF4419 domain-containing protein
Exons: 1
Coding region: 1-1176 (391 amino acids)
Source: RefSeq, a predicted model, not a curated record